GAUCCACAUGCGCAGGAGUAUAUAGAGUGGCGAGCUAGCCGCGGCCGCCUAAUUGCUCACCGUAUGUUGCGCGCGCCGGUACAGUGCAACGAAACACUCCCGCGCAUAUUCCGCGACUCGACAAGCGAACUCUUCACUUGUGAUUUAUAGUUCCUCUGGAUUUUAUUAGCACCUAGUGAGAAAUAAAUCUGAACUUAAUACUUAGUGCCUUUUUUGUGAAGUUCCAUUUUUGAAUUUUUGAAAUUACUUAUUUCAAAAUGUUGAGUGGGUGGCAGCUGAUUUUAUCGAAGUUAUUUAUAAUACCUCAAAGAUGGGUGAUGGCAAUCAUGGGGUUCUUAGCGGUCGCCAACGCGUACACGAUGCGCGUUUGUUUAAACAUAGCCAUUACACAAAUGGUCCACCGGCCCUCUCAUUCUGCAGGCAAUGACGGGUCUUGUCCCGCUGGUGACAUCGAUGAUAUUCAUAUGGAAGGAACUGACACCACCGAACUGACAGGUUUCGACUGGGACGAAGCGACGCAAGGUAUGAUCCUGAGUGCAUUCUACUACGGGUACAUAGUAACCCAUUUGCCUGGUGGGAUGUUGGCGGAAAGAUUUGGAGGGAAAUACUCUCUUGGUUUCGGAGUGCUUAGUACUGCAGUCUUCACUUUACUGACGCCAUGGACUGUCCAUAUUGGUGGAGCUACUGGCCUCAUCAUUUUGAGGGUGCUCGAAGGUCUUGGAGAGGGCUUCACCUUUCCUGCACUAAACGCGAUGCUUGCCCGAUGGGCGCCGAUAUCGGAACGAGGACGAAUGGGAUCCCUAGUCUUCGGAGGUGCACAGAUUGGCAACAUCGCCGGAACUUACCUAUCAGGAUUGGUCAUCAAGGAGACUGGGGAAUGGCAAUCUGUGUUCUACCUCUUUGGUGCCAUCGGUAUCCUGUGGUUCAUUCUUUGGGCGAUCCUCUGCUACAACGACCCUGAGUCUCAUCCAUUCAUCUCGGACAAGGAGAAGAAGUAUCUUGAAGAGGCGCUAGGCAGUCACCGCAGCAGUCUUCCAUCGGCUAUACCCUGGAAAGCCAUCUUCAUGUCUGUCCCACUAUGGGCCCUGGUUUGCGCUCAGAUCGGUCACGACUAUGGGUACUUCACGAUGGUGACCGACCUUCCUAAGUACAUGACAGGAGUCCUCAAGUUCGACAUCCAUAGGACAGGCACGCUUGCAGCCCUACCUUACGCGGUCAUGUGGCUGAGUUCCAUCGCAUUCGGCUGGAUUUGCGACAAGAUCGUCAAGAGAAAUUGGCUGACUGUCACCAACGCUAGAAAGACUUUCACCACCAUCGCAUCUGUUGGACCUGGUAUCUGCAUGAUCCUCGCUUCAUACUCCGGCUGCAACACUGAAGCUGUGGUCAUUUUGUUCACUGCGUCCAUGGGUCUGAUGGGAGCCUUCUACCCUGGCAUGAAAGUGAACGCGCUUGACCUAAGUGGCAAAUACGCUGGCACCAUAAUGGCGAUCGUGAAUGGCAUAGGAGCUAUUACAGGCAUCAUCGCACCAUACCUAGUCGGCUUACUGACUCCUGAUAGUACGCUGGUACAAUGGAGGCUGGUGUUCUGGAUAGCUCUUGCCGUGUUCAUCGUCACGAACUUGGUAUUCGUCGCGUGGGCGUCCGGUGACGAACAAUGGUGGAACACCACCACGCAAGACCCAAGGAAGCAACGCGAGGCUGAGGCAGGAACAAACCACUCCGUCAAUGCCGAGGUCAAGUUGUAGAGCAGACAACAAAAAAUAUUUGGUUCAAAUCGCGAAAAAUGAGGAAAAUAUUCGACUAGAACUAAAGGCUCUAGGCGUUUUCCUGUUAACGUUACGGAAGAAAAUGUAAAUAUAAUAAUAAUAAUUUAAUUAGACGCAGUGCCCAAGGAAAUACUUUAUCGUACUUUAGACAAUAAAAGACGUACUUACAUGACGUUUUGUGGUAGUGAAGACAUUUCUAUAUAAUAAUGACAAGAUAACUGAACUCGACGAGUGUAAAAAUGUAUAGUACAAACUGUAAGCGUUUUAUGAAAUUCUUUAAAUCAUAAUAAUAGGCGGUUCACUGAAUCUACAGCCAGUGUUAUGUGAUAGUAAUAUUAAAUAAUUCCAAUGUAGCUAAUUAGUUUUUUGUUAUUAGGCAAAUGAAGGCUACACAAGUAGUAAAGUGAAUGAGUCUGGUUCAACGUGAAAUUCAAUAUUUAUUAACAAGUAUUAUGAUGUUGUUGAUGACUGUAAUUCUAAGUUUAAAUAGCUUAUAAGUAGUCAUAGACAAAGUAUUAGUUAUAUUAUGUAUGAAGUAUGAAUGCUUAUUUGUAAAUAUUUGUGGGGGAGAUAUUUAUUUGCAGAGAUAAAUAAAUUGUUUUUGUUCACUUUGUUUUUGUGUGGAAAUGGAUUUUUUGCAAAAAAGGCUGUGAACAAAUUCGAAUUUUCGCAAGUACUAUGUGGGAUAAUAAACUUUUGUACUAGAGUGCAUUUUCUGGGAAUUAGUUCGUGUUGUGAGUGCUUUUAUAGCAAUGAAAUGUGCUAAGAUACAAAAAUAUAUUUAUUGUUGUUUAUUGUGAGUCAUGAAAGAACAUAACCAUGGGGUUUUUGAUAUUAGAGACCUACAAAAGCACCUAUUUAGAUAAAGGUAAAUGUUAAAAGUAAAUGGGAUACAAUAUGAACAAUACAAGAGAUCCUAGGGUUCAUCUUCAGUAUCACUUAAUUACAUGUUUUCGGUUUUGAUUUUAAUUUUAUAACAAAACUUUUAUAACCGCGUAAGGACUACACCAUUUUUGUAUUUUUAAGACAGUAAUAAUUGUCUAUGCUAUGUUCUGUUGACUUACAACACAAUAUAAAUAUACUUUUGUUAGUCUUUAUUUUGGUAUACUCUAUGCAUUUGAUUUCAGGGUGCAUUUUGUGCCAUUUAAGAGAUCUGUGUGCCGGCUUUAUUAUAGUUUUAAAUUAGUAUUUAAGUCGUACUGAGACUAAGAAUGGAGAUUCCAUUGCUUGUUUUAACUGAGAUAGUAACUUGUAAGUUAUUUUGUACAAUAUUCUUGUAUUUUGUUAAAAUAAAAAAUCGUUUAAAAACACAAAUAUAUUAAUUUAUUUUUAUUCCAUUAUAUAUUACAAUACACUCCGAAGAAUGUGUGCGUUGUUGCUUCAAAUUAAAAUAAGCUUCUACAGAUUAAAAAUAGACAUUUUAUUAGACUCAGUCCAAGUGUUUCCAACACGUCUACUUACAUAAUAAUAAACAUACAUUUUAUACCAUAAUUCCCUUUUUGAAAU
This is a messenger RNA of Spodoptera exigua (beet armyworm), 3272 nucleotides long. NCBI's taxonomy places the organism in Eukaryota, Metazoa, Arthropoda, Insecta, Lepidoptera, Noctuidae. The record is from the annotation of a GenBank genome assembly.